CACUUGAUCUGGUAUCAGGUCAACGUUGGAAUUUGAUUGGUUAAAUUAAGCAAAAAGCAAGGAUUGAUACCUGGUAACGUGUGUUUUUCACUUCAUCUGGUAUCAAGAUAUCUGGAAUUUGAUUGGCUAAAUUAAGCAAAAAGCAAGGAUUGAUACCUGGUAACGUGUGUUUUUCACUUCAUCUGGUAUCAAGAUAUUUGGAACUAAAGUACAAAAUGACGGACCUCCCCAGAGAACUUCUAUCUUUAAAACUGCCACAUAAAUUACGACCAGGCACAGACUUGAUGUCGAAACAAAUUUUAUUGAAUCCCACUGUGAUUGACAUUGUCGUCGAGACAACAUUUGGAUCUGAAGGAAAAUGCAACUAUUCACCUUGGCCGACAGAAUGGCCAGAUCGUACCAUUUCGGACAUUUUGUAUCUACCCAUCUCUCAACAAAACGAUAGGUUUCCCCCUAUUUUAGUGGGAAUUCAGCAUAUAGUUGACAACGAUUUCAUUUUGAGACUCAUGUCUUAUGCCAUAUCUCUCUAUCGCCAAUACAAUAAAAUACCGAUUGUGUUAACAUUUGUUAUCUCUUCGAUGAAAUAUGAAGUCUCAAAGAAAACGGUACAAAACAAAGACCACCCUUUUCUUCGUCAAUACUCUUGCCAACCUUGGGCCAAGAUGUGUUACUUUGUGACCAGCAGCUCGAUAGAAACGAGCUUGACAUCACCCCUUUCUCCUUUUGUUGCUUUGUCAACAUUUUUUAUCAAUCAACACCCUUCACUUUUAGUGAACCCUUUCCGCGAUGAUCCUACUAUUCAAUUAUUGUAUUCAAUUGCUGCACGGGUGUUCCAAGAACAAAUGGAUGAAAGUACAAAGCCCACAGAAGAUUUGUUGCUGGUGUGUGAAAAUACGGAAAAUGUUUUAACGAAGGCAAUAUCAGCAUUAUCAGAAGAAGUUCCAGAUGUUGAAAAAUGCAAGAAAAUUUUAGACGAUGGUAAACUACUUCCUGCUGCUUUAAAAAGAAAAUAUGAGUCCAUCUCAUUAGAAGCUCCCAAUACCAACACCAAUGCCAGCACCAGCAGCAGCACCAACGCCGAUACCAACACCAGUACCAUUAGCAACUGGGAUUAUUUAGAGCACUACCUUUCCGAGCUAAAUAAUAAUACACCCAUUUCAUGGAAGCGUGUGUAUGAGGAUGGUCGGGAGCUUGGUUUUUUUAAAAACUAUACCAAAUGGACUACAAUGAAGUCUAGCUAUUAUAGAUGGAAAAAAAAUAAAAAUUGAGGCUAUUUGUGCUUUAUAUCGAACAUAUAAAAGAAAGAAA
Molecule: messenger RNA, 1308 nt
Organism: Gilbertella persicaria
Lineage: Eukaryota; Fungi; Mucoromycota; Mucoromycetes; Mucorales; Choanephoraceae
Exons: 1
Coding region: 216-1268 (350 amino acids)
Source: RefSeq, a predicted model, not a curated record